Molecule: messenger RNA, 1093 nt
Organism: Erinaceus europaeus (western European hedgehog)
Lineage: Eukaryota; Metazoa; Chordata; Mammalia; Eulipotyphla; Erinaceidae
Exons: 3
Coding region: 109-1053 (314 amino acids)
Source: RefSeq, a predicted model, not a curated record
CCUGAUCCUGGCGGUGUUCCGUCCAGCCUCUGAGAAGCCAGCCAAGCACUUUCCUCAGCUCCAAGUCGGGGCUGUGGAGGGCAACCCCUGUGUGUUCCCACAGGCUGAAUGCAGAAGAGACAGGAGGGGUGGGGAUCAGCUGAAGCUGUCUGCCUGGCUCUGCUUCCCCUAGGUGUUGCCUUUCCAGAAUCCUGGGUCGCAUUUUUCCCUGCAGUGGGGCUCCUGCCGGCUGCUUCUGGGAGCUUCCCUUCCCCAGAACAGUCCUUGGGGCCGGGGCCAGGGCCAGGGCCAGGGCUAUGUCUUGGCUGUGAAGAGUCUUGCUGGGGGCUGGAGCCUCUCCUCCGCCUUCGUGCCUUCCGUUGGGAGCUCUCUGUGCUAAAAACAAGCUUUCAGAGAACCAUAAUUUUUUUUUUCUGGGUUAAAGGUGAAAAAUGCAGCUCCUCCUCCAAGUGGAAAGCCCUUGGCCUGCCAACGCCGGGCACAUUUCCGAGAUCCUUCCUCCCACUCAGGGCGGCGGCAGCUCCCUGCGCCCGGAGGAAGAAGAGGAGAAAGAGUGGGUGGUGGGGCAGGGCCAGGGGCAGGUGGGAAGAGUGUGUCCGUUCCUCAGAGAGCAUGUCUGCGCCUGGGUGGAACUCAGAGGGGCUGCUGGCGUCGGAGGGGUCUGGAGACAGGGUCCGGAGGGUCCAGGAAAGAAGGGCGAGGCCUGCAGGCUGGAGGGCAAGGUGGCCGUGCAGUAUGGUGCCGGGCAGCCCGGGGGUCGUCUGGGAGGAGGAGAAGCACUCCCUCACCCAGCCCUGGCCAUUCUUGCUGCUCAGAACACACAGAAGUUCUGGGGAAUCUUCCAGACCCCGACAGGAGACAGAAGCUUCUCAGGAACCCUCUCUUCUGGCUCUCCUUCCCUGCUCGGGGCUCUCCUCAAACGCAGAGCCCCCCGUGUCAGCCUUCUCCAGGCACCAUUCAGGCUUAUCGAUGGGGCUUGGUGCCUGCGCUAUUAAUUCACUGCUCCUGGCUGCCGUUUCUUCCAUUUUACUGGACAGGACAGAGAGAAACUGAGAGAGGAGGGAGAUGGAAAGGGAGGCAAAAGAGAGACCCU